AUGCCAAGCGAGAAACUUACUUCCAUUUUGGCACACCCGGUACCAGAGGAAGGGAGGGAAGUUGAAGUCUUUUGGAUGCCCACGACAUCUGGUAAGUUCUCUCUCCAAUCGGCUUUUGGGGACGUCAGGCAGACCCGACACAAGUCAAUGGCUUUUACUUACAUUUGGCAUCCUCAGAUUCCUUGGAAAGUCUCAUUCUUCAUGUUAAGAUUGUUUCUGAGAAGACUACCAUUACCAGAUAGGUUAGGUAAGCUUGGCUUCCAACUUCCCUCAAAGUGUUUUUGCUGCUCCUCGGCAUCUGUGGAGUCUAUUGAGCACCUAUUUGCCAACGGACAUAUUGCCUCGGUAGUUUGGAACUAUUUUGGAGGCCUAUGUGGAUUCAGGUGUCCAGGAUCUUUUUUGCGUCCUCACAUCGUAGGAUGGUGGCUACGUUUACAUGACUCUGAGACACGACGACUUAUCGACCGCAUUCUACCUAGUGUACUUUGCUGGCAGAUUUGGAAAGCAAGAAAUAAAGCAAUGUUUGAGGGUGUCCAGAUGCAAUCGUCUGCUAUUUGUAAGAACAUUUUCUCAGAAAUACAGUCUAUGGUGGGGAUUCAUUUCAAACAAGAACUUCAAUUGCAGUCUUUUCAUCAUUUGUAUGAUCGAUCGCAUGUAUCUGUCGGUAGAAUUGCAUAUAAAUUGGUUCGCUGGGAAAUAAAGGAGACAGGGAGGUUGAUACUCAACACGGAUGGAUGCUCUAAAGAGACUUGGGCCCUUCUUAUUGGUCUUCAAACAUGUAAAAAUAGGGGCUUCGAAAAUAUAAGGGUUCAAUCAGAUUCAUUGCUUUUAGUUGAGAUCAUUCAGCAGCGUAUUCAAUGUCCAUGGGAGAUUCGAAGGGAAAUCAGACAGAUUUUGAAGCUCUUGGAAGAUCCUGCUCAUUUAUCACACUGUUAUCGAGAGGCUAACACAGUUGCUGACGCUUUAUCCAAUGUCGGAACAUCUCAUCCCCACCAACAAGUCAAGAUUUAUGACAGCUUCACUAUGCUCCCAAGGGUAGCUCGUGGGGCAAUUUUUCUAGACAAGUUGGGUUUGCCCUCAGUUCGGAAAAUUAGACGUCUGUAA
This is a messenger RNA of Coffea eugenioides, 1104 nucleotides long. RefSeq lists its product as uncharacterized. The record is from RefSeq and is a predicted model, not a curated record. Gene Ontology annotation, molecular function: nucleic acid binding; RNA-DNA hybrid ribonuclease activity. The transcript is spliced from 2 exons. NCBI's taxonomy places the organism in Eukaryota, Viridiplantae, Streptophyta, Magnoliopsida, Gentianales, Rubiaceae. Bases 1 to 1104 code for a protein of 367 amino acids.